CCUUUUCUAGACAUUUACCGGCUAGAAACCGGGAAUAUGUUAUGACAGUGCAGCCAAUCUCGUGCCCCUUUUCUUUGAAGAAAUCAAAAGAAGGCAGCAGCUGGGUGAAAAUCGACGUAUUUAGCUGAUUUGUGGACAGAGACAUGUGCUGGGCAUGCUGACCUACGCCUGCCCCUGCUACUAUGUACAGCUUUUUUCUUGCCUGUCGUCUCUACUCGUCUCCAAAGAAAGGCUUAGCUGUCACUCUUCGCCCGCGCCAUGUUUCUCCCGUACAGCAUACUCAUACAUGUGCUGCGCCAUGCCACCAACUGCGAGUACAUUGAUCAGUUCUUUAAGCGCCGCUCACCGCAAUCGCGCAGCUAUUACCACAAACAAGUACAUGAGUAUAUACGAUCAAGGAGCCCGGCGGUAUUGUAUGUAAACCGUGCCUGGCGCCACGCUGCACUGCCGUACUAUUUCAGAUACGCAACCUGCGACGAGGCCAGUGCGGUUCCUGUGUGUGUACCGCCAGAGUACCGGCACUUGCUUCACGGCCUGUUCAUUUUCAUACCAGCGAGCCACAAAGACAUCCGCUGGCAGGAGCAGCCACCAUUCACAGCAAUCCCACUCGACAUUCGACUUAAUACCAAGCUGCUGGCCGUGUGGAUGCACAACAACAUGUCGGUGCCGCUAGAAUAUCUGUGUUAUGUCAGCACUGCAUUCCCACAUCUGCACAACACCUACCUGGAUAUGGAACUCUACUCGGUUCCCAGCGCAGAGCAGAUCUCCUACCAGCAUGCCAUAGCCCAAACUGCUAUUUCCACCCCCACCCUUGACGAGGCUUUGCAUCUGCUUCACUCGCUCUCGUUUCACCGGCUGCUGGACAGUUCGCCAUCGCACCUGUUCAGCCUGAUCCGGCGAUGCGCACCAUAUGUCAAGCAUUUAGACAUUGGGCUGGUCUCGGGCAAUGUGCUGGCGCGCAUCUUUUUCACUACAAAGCACCUCCACAAUACCGAGAGUAACCGAGUUGCUGUCGCCGAGCAGGUCCUGUUCCCACAGCUCCGCCGCCUGCACUAUUCGCUCAGCAGUGGCGUCGCCCAGAAGUACCCGCCUGCAAGCUCGUGCUUCUUCCCCAACAUCGAGGAGCUGUUCUGCGACAACUUUCGGUCGGCCGAUAUUGCCGUCGAUGACCGCGUGUACAUGGCACUGCAUGACCUAUUCUUGGCUAAUCCGCUGCCAAAUCUGCAAGCGCUCAAGUUUAAUUUCAAAGUUGAUCCUGGACGCCUGAUCAUCGACCAAGACCGGUUUCCGCGUCUGGAAACGCUGGAGCUGUUUGAUCAGGCGUAUUGGCACGGAUCGUCACUGCGCAGUGACCAGGCUGCCAGCAUGCUGGAAUCAGUGCUGUCGCACCCGCGGCUGACAUCAUUCGAAUACCCCGCUGCCGUUUCUGGCACGGUUCCUGUGGGGCAGGUCGAAUGUUCCAGGAUCCAGUUCCUGAUGCUCAAGGGGUGGACAUUUACGGUCGACGGCUUGAUUGGCUUUGUGGUGCAGCAGCCGCAGCUGGUAUCGUUGCAGAUAAACAUUGCCCCGGGCUUAUCUGCGGCGACAAAAGCGCCGAGGCAUGUGCAAUAUGGGGGCCACAGCCUGCGGCACCUCUGGCUGUUCAGCGACAGAAGCAACAGCCAGCGCUGGGACGCCGCAAGUGUCAGCAUGCUGUUUGAUUUGCUAGACAACCUUGGUAGCCUCAACCACAUAUUCCUGUUCCCCAGGGCGAUCGAGGAACUCCGGCUCCUGGCCUCAGUUGGCCCGCCGCCCCGCUUUGCAUUCGGCCAGGAUGCAGCCGCAAUUGCUGAACUUUGCGCAGUGGCCCAAAAAGUGACAAAGGUUUUUGAGGGAUUUGCAACUGAAAAAUAACCUGUUUACUUUUUGUGAUUUCGCCGAGCUCGCUUUGUUUUUUAUUUUGUCCGUCGAGGCAUUCAGGAAAGGGACAAGCUGCGCUCCCUCGUUUUCUGGAGCAACUGAUGGUAUGCAUAUGAGGCUCGUGAGACGAGCCGUACCAGUAACCGACACGCAUGUAGCUGUCGGCAGAAAAAUAUAUUCUGGAACCGCUGGGGUUUUUUCUUGAGGGAUUGAGACAACUUUAAUGCGGGCGGUACCUAAUUGCUGUUCAAGGAGCGGUCACUUGAAGCACACCAGCGACAGCGCGAAAGUCCGCAUGUCUGGCUGCC
Messenger RNA from Linderina pennispora, 2207 nucleotides. RefSeq lists its product as uncharacterized. The record is from RefSeq and is a predicted model, not a curated record. Lineage: Eukaryota; Fungi; Kickxellomycota; Kickxellomycetes; Kickxellales; Kickxellaceae. The transcript has 2 exons. Bases 259 to 1893 code for a protein of 544 amino acids.